Messenger RNA from Odobenus rosmarus divergens (Pacific walrus), 351 nucleotides. RefSeq names its product peptidyl-prolyl cis-trans isomerase A-like. The transcript is spliced from 2 exons. Bases 1 to 351 code for a protein of 116 amino acids. The record is from RefSeq and is a predicted model, not a curated record. Lineage: Eukaryota; Metazoa; Chordata; Mammalia; Carnivora; Odobenidae.
AUGAAUCUGGUGCUAAAGACAGCAGAGAACUUUUGUGCUCUGAGCACUGUGGAGGAAGGAUUUGGUUAUAAAGGUUCCUGCUUUCACAGGAUUAUUCCAGGAUUUCUGUGCCAGGGUGGUGACUUCCCACACCAUAAUGGCACUGGGGGCAAGUCCAUCUAUGGGGACAAAGUUGAUGAUGAGGAUUUCAUCCUGAAGCACACGGGUCCUGGCAUCUUGUCCGUGACAAAUGCUGGACCCAACACAAACAGUUCCCAGUUUCUCAUCUGCAUGGCCAAGACAGAGUGGUUGGCUGUUUGGCAUGUGGUCUCUGGCAAGGUGAAAGAGGGCAUGAAUAUUGUGGAAGCGUAG